AUGACUCACUCAACUAUCCUUAUUCUUGGAAUGAUUUUAGUCACUUUAAAUGGAUUUAGUGUAGAUAUAUCUGGAAGUGAUUGUUCUUGUGAUACUUUCACAACACAAUUAGAUUGUAAUUCAGCUUCCAGUUGUGAAUGGUCUAAUUCUGAAUGUGUUGAUAUUGAUUGCUCUACUAAAACUACCAUAUUGUAAUGUAAUGUUGCCAAUUCAAUUUGUGCAUUUACUCCAUCUAAUGAAUGUGCCACUUUUACAUCUUGUUCUGAUUAUAAAUACACAGAUGAAGCAACUUGUUUAACUAUUGGAUGCUUAGCAGAUACAAAAGGAACUGAUGGUUUAUAUCCAUGCAAAGCUAUUACUUCAAUAUUGAAGUGUUCAGAAUUGACAACAGAAACUGAAUGCACAAAUCAUCAUUGUUUUUGGAAUAGUUCAGCUGCUUGUGUAGCACCAACAUGUGCAUAAUAGACUACAGCAACAGAUUGUUUAGCAAUUAGAUCUGAUGUUGUUACAACAUGGUAAAUAUGUAAUUGGACACCAGCAACAAGUACAUGUGCUGAUGCUACUGGAUUAACAUAAACAAAUUGUGCAGUACUUACAAGAGGAUCAUAUUAUUGGAAUACUGAUACAAGUGCAUGUGAAGUUUGUGAAGGUUCAUCAAGUUAUUCAUAAUUUAUUACCUUGGGAUUAGCAUUACUUAUGCUUAUUAUUUGA
This is a messenger RNA of Paramecium pentaurelia, 711 nucleotides long. The record is from the annotation of a GenBank genome assembly. NCBI's taxonomy places the organism in Eukaryota, Ciliophora, Oligohymenophorea, Peniculida, Parameciidae.